GAAACAAGAUUCCAUGGGAGAAGUUUUCAUGCAGGGAAGCUGUGACAGAAAGCUCUCCUCUUUACACAAAGAAAAACUAACUUCAUGAACAGCAGACCAGUGCUGAAGGAUAUGUUUGUAGAUAAUUAGACCAAAAACUUACAACAUUUUCCAAAGGUCCUAAAAAGUUUUUUUUCUGAUUGAGGUUACACCAUGUGGGAAAAAAACUUGGUAUUACUGGUUCUGGUGGCCACAGCAGCCACAGAGGCCUCAGCAGCCUCAGCAGCCAAACCAGCCACAGCAGCCUCAGCAGCCAAACCAGCCACGGCAGCCAAACCAGCCACAGCAGCCACGGCAGCCAAACCAGCCACAGCAGCCAAACCAGCCACAGCAGCCAAACCAGCCACGGCAGCCUCAGCAGCCAAAGCAGCCACGUCUCCAUCAGCAAAGAAGGCCUUGAGUAGUCCUGCCACCACCCUGGCUGACAAGAGUGCCAACCUGGCUUUCAGUCUUUACCAGACCAUGGCAAAGGAGAAGGAUGUGGAAAACAUCCUCAUUUCCCCUGUGGUCGUGGCUUCGUCUCUGGGGCUGGUGGCUCUCGGGGGGAAGGCCUCCACUGCCUCGCAGGUAAAAAGCAUCCUGAAUGCAGAUAAAGUUAAAGAUGAGCAGCUGCACUCUGGCCUGGCGGAGCUCCUGACUGAGGUGAGUGACCCCAAGACGCGCAAUGUCACCUGGAAGAUCGGGAAUCGCCUGUAUGGACCCAGCUCUGUCACUUUUGUGGAUGAGUUCGUCAAAAGCAGCAAAAAGUAUUAUAAAUGUGACCACUCCAAGUUAAACUUCAAAGAUAAGAAGAGCGCGGUCAACUCCAUCAACGAGUGGGCGGCCAAGUCCACUGAUGGCAAGCUGCCCGAGGUCAUUAAAAAUGUGGAAAAGACUGACGGGGCAAUGAUCUUCAAUACUAUGUUUUUCAAACCUCACUGGGAUGAGAAGUUUCAUCAUGAGAUGGUGGACAACCGUGGAUUCCUGGUAUCCCGUGGUUACACCAUUUCGUUGGAGAUGAUGCACCGCACAGGUCUCUAUGGCUACUAUAAUGACAACGCUAACAAGGUGUCCAUUCUGAGCAUGCCGUUGGCUCUGAAGAAGUCCACCUUGGUGAUGCUCAUGCCCCACCACGUAGAGCCUCUGGAGAGGCUGGAGAAGAUCCUGAACAAAAAGCAGCUGGACGCGUGGAGCAAGAAGUUGCAGCCGACAGCCGUGGCUGUUUCUCUGCCUAAAGGUGGCAUGGAAGUCAGUCACGAUCUGCAGAAACACCUCCAGGAGUUGGGACUGACUGAUGCUGUGGACAAAUCCAAGGCUGACUUUUCCAACAUUUCUGGGAAGAAAGACCUUUACUUGUCUGGUGUAUUUCAUGCAUCUGCCAUAGAAUGGGACACUCACGGAAAUGAACCUGAUAUCAGCGUCUUUGGCACAGACAAACUCAAAAACCCCAAACUAUUCUACGUGGACCACCCUUUCAUUUUCCUUGUGCAGGACCAGAAGACAAACUCUAUCCUGUUCAUUGGCAGGAUGGUUAGACCAAAGGGUGAAAAAAUGAGAGAUGAAUUGUAACCAGAUUUUGACCUCAACAUCAAAGUUGAAUGUUUGUGUGACUGUAGAUUAUUUUUUUUUACUGCCAUAUGCUCAGAAACACAGGAAAUGAAAUUAAUGUUUGAUAAGUGGAUUCAUUUAUGUCGCAGCAUUCCAUAACAUGUCUGAGCACUUUUUCCCUUAGCUUUAGAAAACAAAGCCUUUUGGAUAUUUAACAGUUUUACGUUUUUAAAUGACCUCAAAUAAUCUAACAUCAACUAGUAUUGUUAUCAUUUUUGUAUGCAAUGCCCAAAUUCCUUGGUUUUAAUAGAGUAGUAUGAGAUUUUUGGGAGAAUUUUUUCUAAAAUGGAAGAGAUUUUAUUUUGCAAGAUGUCUUUUAUGUUUCUGGACCUUCACCUUUUUGCAUCCAUCCCCUACACUACCGAAGAAUGUUUCACUGGUAAUGCUGCUCAUGUUGAAUACAUUGAUUCACAACAGCUAAUGGAUCUUUUGUAAAUUUGUCUGAUUUAAUCAGAUCCAACUGUUGGACUAUAGGUGCAUUUGUGGUUUCACAAAACAGGUAAAUAAAGAAAAAGAAUAAUCUUCAAGAAAUAUUCUGUUUUGAAAAAAAAAAAGUAAAAAAAAAAACUAUUUAAAAGAGAAGUUUAAGUCAGACACAGACUCUUUCUCUUGUUUAGAUCUGAGGAUUACCUUAUGCCAACCAGGCUCCUUUUCACUGAGGGAAAACAUAAAGAAAUAGUAUAUCCCUAUCCAUAAAAUGUCAAAUAAUUAAACACCAACUAAAUAUUUGCAUGUUUCCAGACUGGUGAGGCUGCUAAAACACACUUCAGAUUCAGAUUAAUGUUAUUGUCAUAUUGUCACGGCGAAAUUUGUUCCAAUACAGCCUGUCCAAGAGAAAAAAAAAAGAGACACGACAUAUGACAACAGAGGACAUGGGUAGAACAGGUGCUGAGGCCGCAGCCAGUAGGCGCCGCCUUUAUCAUUAGCUGAGAAACACUGGAAAGAGGAGGGGGAAAAAAAUACAUCUUCCCACUGUGUAAAGACACAGUAUGAAUGUGCCAAAAAAACACCUCACAGAGAAGCAACGUACUCAUCAAUUAACAUCAAACAAGCAUAUGUGUCCUGGUCACCUGGGUGAUCGCCACUGCCUCCUGGCGCCACAUUUUAACUUGGUUUAUUUUGUUGGGAGGGGUGAUAGGAGGGGGCCACGGGAGGCGUUGAAUAAUGAGGGAGGUGUAUUUAUCAUUAUGUGCAUGUAUGUAUGCGUGUUUGUAUGAGUGGUAAGUCUGAACUAUGCCCCAGAUCUACCCAGCCAUCGUCAUUGAUGUUAUCAGCCAGCUCGGUAUAGUUCUGAUUCAGGUACACAGGUGUCAUGUGGGGAAAGGGAGGGCUAGUGGGAGCAUCUUGUUUUCAGUCAUCCAGGGAAAUUGUGACUAGACCGGCCUGCCAAGCCGCUCUGUCAAGGUCAGAUUGUAAUAUCAAGAACUGCAUUUGGGUCAGGCAGACUCCAAAUGCAUCUAACUACUAUGUGUUUGCACGAGGCUACAGCUUCAAAAAGUAUGAACAAUAAACAUAUAAUGAAAUGUUUAAUUUACUUAAACAGUA
Molecule: messenger RNA, 3171 nt
Organism: Cololabis saira (Pacific saury)
Lineage: Eukaryota; Metazoa; Chordata; Actinopteri; Beloniformes; Belonidae
Gene: serpinh1a
Product: serpin peptidase inhibitor, clade H (heat shock protein 47), member 1a
Exons: 5
Coding region: 193-1587 (464 amino acids)
Biological process (GO): negative regulation of endopeptidase activity; collagen fibril organization
Cellular component (GO): endoplasmic reticulum
Molecular function (GO): serine-type endopeptidase inhibitor activity
Source: RefSeq, a predicted model, not a curated record